GCGCGCGCGGGAGACCGGCGCAGGACCGCAGCGCGCGCGCGCCCCGUGUCCCUCUCCUCCCCGUUGCUCCCUGUCGCCGACUGCAGCCCUGGGCCCCGCCAUGGGGAACGUACCGUCCGCGGUGAAGCACUGCCUCAGCUACCAGCAGCUUCUCCGGGAGCAUCUCUGGAUCGGCGAUUCAGUGGCAGGGGCGCUCGACCCCGCGCAGGAAUCGUCCCAGUUAUCUGGACUUCCUGAGUAUGUUAAAAUAGUAGAAGUUGGACCUCGGGAUGGGUUGCAGAAUGAAAAGGUUAUAGUUCCUACAGAUAUAAAAAUUGAAUUUAUCAAUCUACUUUCCCAAACUGGCUUGUCUGUAAUAGAAGUGACCAGCUUUGUGUCUUCCAGAUGGAUACCACAGAUGGCUGAUCACACAGAAGUGAUGAAAGGCAUUCGUCAAUAUCCAGGAAUCCGGUACCCUGUCCUGACUCCUAAUCUUCAGGGUUUCCACCGUGCUGUUGCUGCUGGAGCCACUGAGAUAUCAGUUUUUGGUGCUGCGUCUGAAUCCUUCAGCAAGAAGAAUAUCAACUGUUCAAUUGAAGAAAGCAUGGAGAGGUUUGAGGAGGUCGUGAAGUCUGCAAGGCACAUGAAUAUUCCAGCACGAGGGUACGUAUCUUGUGCCUUGGGAUGCCCGUGUGAAGGAAGCGUCACGCCGCAGAAAGUGACUGAAGUGUCUAAGAGAUUGUAUGGCAUGGGCUGUUACGAGAUCUCCCUGGGAGACACGAUUGGCGUGGGGACUCCGGGAAGCAUGAAGAAAUUGUUGGAAAGUGUCAUGAAGGAAAUCCCGCCGAGGGCUCUUGCUGUUCACUGUCACGACACAUACGGACAAGCCUUAGCGAAUAUCCUCACGGCCCUUCAGAUGGGGAUUAAUGUGGUGGACUCCGCAGUGUCGGGGUUAGGUGGUUGCCCUUACGCAAAAGGUGCUUCUGGGAACGUAGCCACUGAGGAUCUGAUCUACAUGCUUAAUGGCCUGGGGCUCAACACAGGUGUGAAUCUUUACAAAGUGAUGGAAGCUGGUGACUUCAUCUGCAAAGCUGUGAAUAAAACUACAAACUCUAAAGCAGCACAAGCCUCCUUCAGUGCUUGACUUCAGUGGAUGCGUGACUGAAGGCCAACAAGAUUGAUUUCAAGUGCAGAGAUCCGCCUGAGAAGCGUGCCUGUCAACUCGUCCUGAAGUGCGAUAUAAUAGACAACAGAGGACAGAGGAGAUCCUUUGAAAAAGAGUACUCCUGGAUAGAUUGCGAGGUAGACGCUCAGUCUUCAGGUAAAUGGCAAGCCGAGGCCCAAUAAUAAAAUUUGUAGACAUGAGACAUGCUUGGAACUUGGAGAAAAGUCUACUCUUUCGCGCGUAUAGAAAUAACUUUUUAAUUUAGUAGACGUGGAAAUGGACUUCAGGUUUUCCCUAAGUGUCAAAUACUGUGUUAAUACUUAAUCAAGCUGGCUUAGCACAGUGUACGCACUGUCAGUAGUUUACGAGCUCCCGCGUAGUGUGCAGAGUGUGUGGCCUCCAUUCUGUGUGCUGUGCCUCUGGGUCUCAGUUUCACAUUCGCCAAGUCAGUUAAAUUAUGGACCAAGCGCCCGAGCUCCAUCCGACCCUACAUAAUUUUUAGCAAUAGAACUUUGAUUUUUCAAGUAUGCUAACAUCUGUUCACUAUUUCAAUGGCUUUACCUUGUUCCAAGAGGUGGUGGUCGAUGGCCAGAUGCCAUAUCCUGGAAACAGAUUACCUCCCAUGUUUGUCACGUGCGUCCAGCUCAUCAUACUUUCUUUUCAUCAGUUGUAGUAAAAACCGGCGUGGUGUGACUCAACUAUCGUGAAAUGCGAGGUACAACUUUCAUCCCGAUGUCUAACUUGCGGUGGUGAGGCCAGGUUGCUACGUGUACCAUAUCCACUUUUAUAAUGUUCAGAUCACUUCCAGAUUGUCCGAGAAAGGUCGCUGUCCUCCUAAGAAUAUUGAGGCAGUUAUUAAUUUAUGAAAAAAAAAAACCCGUGUUUUUCAUUGACUCAGGGGAGUUUGAUUACAUCACAUCAUUCUGAAGGGCGUUGACUUUUUAUGGUUAUUUUUAAUGUUGAAGUGGCUGAAAUAUUACUUUUUAUAAUAGACAGCGUUGCCAGAAAUAGCAGAAUGUACCAUUUCAAAGUUGAGAAGAGGCCCAGGAGGGCUAUGUUAAGAAAAAAACAUUUCUGGCAAAUCCUUUGGGAACAGCACUACUACACAGGGUUCUGAAACGAAGGUUACACUAUUUCCGUAGGCUUCUCCGGUGAUUCUGGGCGAUCUUAUCUUUGAAUAAAUUUGAAUAUAACUAGGAAUAUGAAAGCGAACAUUGUGGACUUGCUCUUAAAUAUUCAUCAAGACCACAGGAAUAAAAAGAAAUUCGAGACAACGAGAGAAAGUGCCGAUUACCACGAAGUCAACUUUAAAGAUUGUACAUCGGUAAGAAAAGAAUCACGUGGGAAACAUACUGGAAGUUGACAAGGAAGGGUGACAUCACUAGGGACCUUUUGGGAAAUGCAGAAUCCGGGGCUCCACUCUGGACAAACUGUAUCGCAGUCUGCAUUUUUAAAGAAGAUCCUUGCAGGACUUCUAUGCCCUUGAAAGACUGAGAAGCAGUUGCCUGUUUGACACCUCCGCUUGGGUAUCUAACAGGUGUUUGAAGCUUGGUGUAUUCGAGAUUCCUGGUGCCACUUCCUCUUGUGCGUUGUGUCUUGUUGUAGCCUGUUGUCUCUUCUCAGCUCCUGGAACGAGUCAGCCUGGGACCCAUCACAGGUCCUUUACCCAGUUAUCAUCUCUGCCCGUUAUGUUCUUUCCCUGGUCAUGACUGGCGCCUGGUCGUUCAGGUCCCGGCAUAAACAUCACCUCCUUAAUGAGUCUUCCCCGACAACUCAGUCUAGAAUAAGGCCUCGGUUGCUUUCUCUCCCAUCAGCUUGUUUCAUUUUCAUUAUUUAGUCUUUAACUCUUUAUUUGCCUAUCUAGUUGUUUAUUUUCUUUCUUUCCCCCGCAGAAUGCAUGCUCCAAGAAAACAAGGGCUUGGCUGUGUUCAUCAUUCCUUAGGGCCUGGUGUAAUCCGUGUUUAAUACACAGUGGUUAGGAGGGAAAAAAAUAGAAAUGAGUUUAAUUCAAACAAGAAGAAGGGAAGAAGGAGAGUAUGUGACACAGAUGUCCCCUCACCUGCCGCCUUCCUCCCCUUGGCUUUGUUUCCUGGCUCCAUAAGGUGGAAAAGCCAUGUGAACAGGUCAUUGUCAGGAUUUCUCCAGGAGGCUUGAAUCCAACAGAUUUCACCAGUUUUCAAUAUGUGGUAUCCCUCACGAGUAUUAUAGCAUAAAGGUAAAUUAAAGUGAGUGUUAGAGGCAGCCAUGAUGAAAGGUUAAAAAUAAUGCGUCAGUUGCAGGAAGGAGACACCAAAAUGCCCAGCCCCAGGAGAGAGGCGGUAUAGUGGACUUCACUCAUCCAUCCAUCCUGAGUGGUCCCCCGGCAUCAUCUGAUCUGUUACUCGAUGGCUAUGCAACCUCCAUCAAUUUACUGAUACUUUUAAACCUCACUUAAAACCUCUCUUCCUUCACCUGUAAAAAUUAGAUAAUAAUGUUGGGAGGAUCUCAUGAAAUGAUGCUUACAAGCGUUUGGCAGGGUGCCGGCCAGUGGUCAAUAAAUGUUACCUCUCAUCAUUUUUAUUCCUCUUUUCUAUGGCACUGCCGUGGAGGGGAACUUCUUUUCCAUCAUGACUUGUUUAACCCUCAGGGAGGCUGUGAUAAAAGAUCACCCUGCAUUCUGUCCCAUGUAAAGGGUGCAUUGUCUUAGAGGGCGUAUGGUGCUCCCGAAAGAGACAGCUCAGCCGUAAACCCAAAACCAUGUAAUCUUAAAUUGGCCGCAAAGUCCCAUGUGUCACUUAUCACACUGCAUCACUGAGCGUUGCCUUCUGAGCUGCCUCUUUCCCGUGUUUCGCGUGACUGUAGUUACAGUAGGAACGUGUAAUGAGACUUCUGCUGAGCGACUCUGUCUAAAGGGCAUUCUAGCAAGCUUAGUCUCCAAACCCUGCAUCACCUAAAGUCAGAAAUUCCACCAACAUUAGGAAUUUAUUUCCACUCUUUUGGCAGCUGCACAAGUGAGCAGGUGGUGGGUUGGUUUCUGCCACCAAAAUGGAGUUGCCAGUGUUUCCUUGAUGGGCCACGGAGGUAGGGCAGACCUCUCCCUUCUCCUCCUUCUACGUGCUUCCAUUAUGAAGUUGUGUGCUUAGUUGAAGAAGACGAUUCUUUGUUUCCAUGGGAGCCAUCCAUCCUCUGACCUAACUGAGCUGUCGUGUCAAGCUUAUGUGGCUUUGGGAAAGAGUUACACCCUUCUAGGAAUUGAGAGGUAAUAUCUCAGAACUUCUGGUGACUGUUUCAUCCAAACUUUCCUUUCUCCAGAUAGUCCUUUAAUGCCUCAGUCACUGGUAAAGUUGACCAACAACACAUCAUGGGUCACCAGACCAUUGUCCUGAAUCAUCUGAAUCCUGAAAAGCUGCCUCUGAGUCAGAAGGUUUCACAAUGGCUUCUGUCUGUACAUGGAUGCUAAUGCACUGGCUUGUUGGGCAGACAUUCUGGGUGCUUUCUGAGAAGCCUGUGUCAUUACAAAGAAAAGAAACACUGCCUGCUCUUCCGUUUUCCCCAGGAGUUUCACCCAGAUGUAACCAGAUCACCUGGAAGUCAGCUGACAAAAUUCACAUUCUGAAUAUGUGUAUCUUCCAAAGGAGCAGGAAGCAGUGGAAUCGGAAAACCAGUGUCUGGAUAUUUCUUUCUUUCCUUCCUUCCUUUCUUUCUUCCUUUCCCUUUUAAAAAUAGUUUACUUGGAAAUAUUUCCAUUAUUAGAGUUAUUUUUGCCAAAACAAUGUAUGCCCCCCCCCCAAAAAAAAACUUGUCUUCUCACUUUAAAACAACAUUGGAAAGUGAUUCUUUUACUUUGUCUAAAAAUCUUCUAACAAGACCCCCAGUAGUUUUCUUUUUAAAAUUCAUUUGCUUAAAAUAUAAAAAUCCAAUUUCUCCUGGUAAAUUUGCAAGGACUGUUUUAUACACACACACACACACACACACACACACACAUAUACAUAUAAUGUGAUCAUUACACAUGUAGUAAAGUGCCAUGAAGGAGAAACUCAUCUUUCUCUAAUGGGAGAUGGUAGAGGAUGUGACCUUGCCAAGUGUUUCCAUCCACAGGACAUGAGUGAAGAGAUGAGACCUGCAGGAAGAAUUAAGUUACUAAAUAUAGAAGAGGAGGGAAAGGGCCAUUUUACCUGAAAGGACCACGAUGUGUAAAGACCCUUUGGAAAGAAGGGGAAUGAUGCAUCCAGGGAACUCAGGGAAGGCUAGUUUGACUGAAGCAGAGGGGAGACAGGGGAAUGGGGGUGGUGGACGCAGUUGGCUAAUACAGAGUUUGUAAGUGAUCACAUACAGGACUUCAGCUGGGCAGACACUUGGGAGUUAUGUUUACAGCCUCAAACUUCUACAACCAUGUGCUCAGUGCUAAGACAUAGCAAUCACCCUUUGCAUCUUCGUAUUAAUUUGGGAAAAGAAAGCAGAAAUUUAAAAGGGACUAAAUUGCUUAACAGGAAUUAAUUUUGCCAUGGGAUAUGUCACUAUUCCAAAAAAUGUGUCCCAACACUUGACUCGUUAGAUCUAAAUAAAUAUAAAAAGGUGAGAGAUUAUCUUUCCUCCUAUUGACUAUCUGUUAAGGACCAUUUGGAAUGAGAACCAUAUUUUUAAAAUUUUUAAAUUACCUUGAUACAUUUGUAAUGCGAGGAAGGGAAUGAAUGGUCAACUCCUUUCCCAUUAUUGGUCGUCAAGUUGAUUUUCUCCUGGAGGUGAGGGGCUGUAGUAAUUAUUGCAAGAGGAAAUUAUUAUCUUUGAACAAUACUCAGAUGUGAGCUGGAUCUUUGGAUCAGGAUACUCAGAUGUGAAUCAGAGGGCAAAAUUGUAAAAUAUGCCCUAGAAAACAAAGAGGGUAUAGUAACAAACGAGAGAUGUGCAGUGAAGGCUAAAGAAUGAGUAACUGUCAUGACUUGAUGUUGUCCUGUUCUGCCCUGGAUGAUAAACUAAAUAUGCAAGAGCCUGAAAGACUAUGCUUUUGGAACAAUAAGAAAAAGAAAAGAUGAGAUUAUCCUCUUGUUAGGUUUCACCUGUCUUUGAAAAAUGUUUCGUAGACUUAGGGUUCAGUCCGGGAGAUUGUUUGAGAAUGGCUGGAUCAUUUACGUUUGGGAGAAUUUAUGCAUUUGAGAAGAGCUUUUAUAAGCCCUGGUCUGCAAGCCUUAAGUUAAAAUUCCAUGUCUUGUUGCCUAGAAAUGUCAUUUAGUCACAUAAAUUAUGGGUUUGAAUUUCUUUGUGAUUCUCAAAGCACCAAAAACAGUUCUCACAAACUGGUUGUGAAGUUCUUUAUUUAUAUGAAGUUAUCUUUUGUGAGUUUGUAGGCCUUUUUCAGGAAUAUUGGCUUUGUUCUAGACAGUAACCUGUAUUAGAAGUUUUCAAGUCUACAGUUCUUUGUAGAAUCAUGUCAAGGUGAGCCAACAGCAAGUACUUAGGGUGGAAUUAAUAAGAGUUUUUAUUGAUUCAAGGUGCUUUGCACCAGCUGUCAGACAUGGACCAGACUCCUUAGCUAUUCUUUACUCUGAAUUCAUAAAGAAUUACAUCCCCGUAGGACAGUUUUAAUUGGAAGCACAUUUUCCCCCCAUCAGGCAAACUCAGGGUCACAACAGGUAACCUGAAAGAUUGUUCCACCAUAUGUUAGCCCCAGAAAAUAUAUUCCCUGAAUAUCACGCUUCACGAGGGUCGAAGAUUACAUAAGUCUUAAGAUAAACUUCCCAUCAAGUCAGUUUACCAUAAACCGAAUGGUUGGGUUUCAGAUGAAGGCAAGAUGCAAUUUAGAUUCUGGUGUACAUUAGGAAAAUGAAGAUUACGUUAUCCACCUGGUCGAGUGCCUGUGACUUUUAUGCUAAGCUUCAGAGUGAGUAUGCUUCAAGAUAUUCAUGGAUGAACAUAAUAUAUGGUUAUAUGUUCUGGAAACCAGAAAAUGUAAGGCUUUUUGUUAUAGUGAAGUUAAA
Molecule: messenger RNA, 7098 nt
Organism: Camelus dromedarius (Arabian camel)
Lineage: Eukaryota; Metazoa; Chordata; Mammalia; Artiodactyla; Camelidae
Gene: HMGCLL1
Product: 3-hydroxy-3-methylglutaryl-CoA lyase like 1
Exons: 9
Coding region: 101-1123 (340 amino acids)
Biological process (GO): ketone body biosynthetic process; L-leucine catabolic process
Cellular component (GO): cytosol; endoplasmic reticulum
Molecular function (GO): hydroxymethylglutaryl-CoA lyase activity
Source: RefSeq, a predicted model, not a curated record